Messenger RNA from Caenorhabditis angaria, 4683 nucleotides. Lineage: Eukaryota; Metazoa; Nematoda; Chromadorea; Rhabditida; Rhabditidae. The record is from the annotation of a GenBank genome assembly.
AUGGAUACAACUGAAAAACAAGAUGAUAGUCAAGAAAUCGUUGAGGAACAGGUGAUUUUUUAUAUUUCUCAUAAAAACCGAAUACUUCAACAAUAUAUUCUUGUUUUUCAGAUGGCUGUGCCAGGAUAUGGAAAACCAGAAGCUAGUGAUUAUCCAAAUAUAAAUAAUAUCAAAGAUGAUGUGAUAGAUGAAAAUGCGAGGUAUUCACGGGAAGAUUUAAAUGUUUGUGAAACUAUCAAUAAUGGGUAUAUGUUUUAUGUAUUAGGAAAUGCUGUUUUUGCCAAAGACAUUUCGGGUUAUUUUUAUAAAUUGGACAGAUCCACAAAAGAAUUUGAGUGGUUUUCCGAUGGAUGGCUCGAAGACAAUGGUUGGUUUUCUGGGAUUUAUAUCAUCAUUUUGAAAUUGUUUUUUUUUGCAGAAUUCAGUAUUGGAGUAACUUUGCCUAGUCCUCCAACGUAUAUCAGCUUUAAUAAAGAUGGUCAUCCAGUUUUUCCAAUGAAUGAUGAUAAACCUGGAAAACCUAUUCUACCACGGACAGAAAAUGGAGAUAAGGUUUGAAGAUUUAUUAUUUUGCUUUUCAUAAUCACAAUGUAUUUUAAUUAUUUCAGAUCUUCCCUGUUGAUGAAAAAACCAAGGAACCUCUAUUUCCUCUUGAUUUUCACGGUGAGCCAUGUUUUCCAGUUGAUGACAAUGGAAAACCAAUUUUUCCGAAAAGAGAAGAUGGCCGUGCGAUUGUUCCGAUCGAUUCAAACGGUAAGUAUUUAGACUAUUGACAUUUUCGUGGAAUUACAGUGCGUUUCAUAAUGAUAGGUUCACCCCCAAAAUUUCUGAAAUCAGCCGAGGUGUGAGUUGUAAUAACAAUCCGAGUUAAAAAUAAAAAAGAGCACACAAAAUUAGCUAAGAAAACUCAAUUUUAUCUGAAACUACCAAAUAAUAAAAAAAUAAAUGACCGGAGUUCAAAAAUUUCAAAAAAUUUAGCGUUUCAAAACGAUAGGUUCACCCGCAGUAGUACUGUAGUUAUGUUUCGUGGUAGGAGUUUUAUCGAAUAUUCUGGAAAAUACGAGUGAUAUUUGAUUAUUUUAACGUGUUUCUGUUUUUGUUCUCGUUUUUUCACGUCAUUCAUCAAUGUCGCGGGGAAGUCAUCUUACAAAAGAGGAACAAGCUCAAAUUAGAGCAUUCAAAAUCGCCGGAUGGUCCAAUAGAAUGAUUUCGUCAAAAUUGAAACGAUCUCUCAACUGUAUUAAUCAAUUUGUCAACAAUCCGGAUCACUAUGAGCGAAUGAAAAACACUGGAGCUCCCAAAAAACUCACGGAGAGAGAUAAACGAGGGAUUGUUAGGUUGGCUUCGAACACAAUGAAAUCGUGUAAUGACAUCAAAAACGAGCUGGGUUUGAAUAUCAGUAAGACUACAGUUUGGAGAGCCAUAGACCAAUCCCCAGAAAUCGUUCGAGCCAAAUUGGUGCCAGCUCCGCGUCUCACACUUCGCCACAAAGACAACCGUCUUACUUUCGCAAAAGCCAACAUGGCCACAGAUUGGGAUAAGGUAAGUAAUUUUUCUAAAAACAUCAAAUAUUGAUGUUUUCUUGUUCAGAUAAUUUUUUCUGACGAAAAAAAGUUUAAUCUUGAUGGUCCGGAUGGUUACAACUCAUACUGGCAUGAUAUCAGAAAGGAUCAACUUCGCUUCCCAAAGAGAAAUUUUGGAGGAGGACGGGUUAUGUGUUGGGGCGCAUUUUCUGCAGCUGGAACGUUAAAAAUAGCUUUUGUUUCAUUCAAGAUGGAUUCGUUAGAUUACCAAAAAACCCUCCAUGACUAUCUUUUGCCAUAUUUGAGGCGGUUCCGGACCAGAAAGUUCACUUUUCAACAGGAUAAUGCUGCCAUCCACGUCAGCCAAUCAUCAAAAGAUUGGUUCAAAAGCCACAAAAUCAAAGUUUUGGAUUGGCCAGCGUGUUCUCCUGAUCUUAAUCCGAUGGAAAACGUAUGGGGGGAGCUCGUUCGCCGAGUUUAUGCUCAAGGAAAAAAAUAUGAUACUGUGGACCAACUCAAAGAUGCCAUCGAGACGGAAUGGAAUAAAAUCGAUAAGAACUACCUCAAGAGACUUGUUGACUCGAUGCCAAAUCGUCUCUAUGAUGUCAUUUCUAAACAUGGAGGUCCAACUAAGUAUUGAUUUUCGAUUAUAUGUCUCCAAUGGGAAUUCUGGAUUAGGUGAACCUAUCGUUUUGAAACGCUAAAUUUUUGAAAUUUUUGAACUCCGGUCAUUUAUUUUUUUAUUAUUUGGUAGUUUCAGAUAAAAUUGAGUUUUCUUAGCUAAUUUUGUGUGCUCUUUUUUAUUUUUAACUCGGAUUGUUAUUACAACUCACACCUCGGCUGAUUUCAGAAAUUUUGGGGGUGAACCUAUCAUUAUGAAACGCACUGUAUUACUUUUUUUGCUAGUGAACUUGAGGAAUCGACUGGAAACUAAGGUAUCAAAUAAUUAAGAAGAUCAAUCCAUUCAACAUUUUUAAAGUUUUAGCGAGUCUUCGGCUGUUUUGGGUCUUCUUUGCCUAUCUUGAAUUGAAAUUUCCACAAGUGAAACGCCAGUUUUUAGUCUUGUUAUAAUUAUUGAUUGUUUUUAGGUGUUGCGGUAUUUCCAAGAGAUAUUAAUGACAAAGUUAUAUUUCCCGAAGGACCGAAUGGUCAACCAAUUCCACCAUGCACAAUCUAUGGAAAUGCGAUAGUUCCAUUCAAAGAAAAUGGUAUUUUGAUUAAUUUUUUCUGCUAUUAAUAAUGUGAUAACUAUUUGCAGGCGAACCUGAUCUUCCUGUGGAUUCUCGAGGAAAUCCGCUGAUUUAUCUUGGCGGAGAUGAUGGAAUGACACCAAUGACUGAAGAAGAAUAUCAACAAUGGCAAUGUACUGCGGCUAUUUAUGGACAACAACAAACAUUUUCCAAAGAUUAUUAUGAGGAGAUGGCUCAAAAUGAACAGAUCCUCGAAGCAUAUAGAAACUCAUAUUAUGUUAGUUUUGGGGGGGAAACAUCUAGGUUUCUAUGACAACUAUUGGGACCAUGAUCCUCUCCGAGGCUCCCCAAGCUUUUUUAAAAGAUAAAAUUAUUUUUUUCAGGAUCAAUAUUACUCGCCUGGUCAAGAUUCUCAUACUCAACCUUCUCAACCACCAAAAGUUGUCGAAAAAUCAGAAGCUGAAAUCGAAAAAGAGAAAAAGCGCAAAUUAUUGGCAAUGCAAAUGAAAUCAUUCAAAAAAGCGAAAGGAUUGACGGUUGAAAAUCGAGAAAGCACUCCAAAUGACGAGAAAAAGAGCUUAUCUACGACACCAGCUUCUACUACUUUAUCAGUUCCAACAAAUCGACCAGCAUUGCCAAAUAAGGAAAAAGAACGAGGAGAAAGAUAUAUUCCUGAAAGUAUUGUGAGAAGGCGACGAGAAAAUAGCAGUGAACGUAGCAGGUUGGAUUUUUGAUUAGUUGAAAUUAGAAAUAUUUCAUGACGUGGCAAAAUUUGACUAUUCUCAGCAUUCUAAUUUCGUCUUCAAAUUUUGAUAAUUCUGAAUUUAUGAAAGUGUAAAAAUUUCAAAAAAAAAAUUCUUAUGUAUUCUGAAAUCACGCUUAUUCGAUUUGAUUUGAUCUAAUUUGCCACGUCAUAACUCAUAUUCAAAAUCUUUUUGAUAACCUAUACAUAAUUUUUCAAAAAAAAAAUCAUUAGUUUAAAAAAUUUCCCUUUGUCUGAAAUAGUUUCCCAAUGUUUCACAAACACACAACAAUUCUCGAGAUUUUCGCAUUUUCGGUUAUAAAAACAUAACGAUCAUUCUCACAUUCCAAAUGGUCGUUAAUUCAAUUUUGUAGACAAUUUUCUAUCUAUCAUACGUUGCUUAUACCAAAUUGUUUAUAUUUUUCAUUCUUUCCGUUUUUUUUCUCUUUUCCAAAUAAUAGUUUUUUUAAAAUUUUUAGGCAAAAAAUGAAUAAAAUGGUAAUUGAUGGGUGAGAAUUUAAGGAAUUCAAAAAAUUUCUGAAAUUAAUCGAUUUUUAUUGCAGAUACGCUUCAAAUCGAGAUGACAAUCGUAGUGCAUGGCGUGGGAAUGGAAGAAAUGAUUAUCAACGGAAUGAGAGAAGUGCGUCGAAUUAUAGAAAUGGAAGAAGCACAUAUCGUAGAAGGUCUCGCUCGAAAUCGAGAUCACGAUCAAAAUCGAACUCGGCAUCGCCAUAUCGAUUGAGGAGAGAAAGGUAAGGAUUUGGAGCUAUUUUCACGAGGAGCUCAAAUUCUGCAUGAUUCAAAGCAAACAUUCUGAUUUUCUAAGUUGGAUAAAGUUCUUCAUCAUAUUUUUAAACCUCAUGAAAUUUAUCCAACUGAAUGCUUCGAAUUAGCUCACAGCACAAUCCUUUGAAACUCAAAUAAUUUUGAAACGUAUUCUUGGAAAGAUUAUUUUCAAACUCUCAUUUGCCUCAAAACUCUAUUUUUAAUCCCUUCAUUUUCCAGAUCUCCCUCAAAAACCCGAGUUCGUAGACGACGAUCUUCUACAAGAUCUAGAAGUAGAUCUGCAACAUAUUCCGAUGAUGAAAGAACAGUUCGGAGAGCCAGAGCCAGGUUAGAAAUACAUUUUUUCUUUUUCGAUUCAUAAUAUUAUUUUUUCAGAUCUUCAUCUUCAAAUGCUUCUUCAUCUUCUGAUGGAAAUGAUUCACGAAAAAAAUCGGAAAAAUAA